GUGUUUCCCUUCUUUCCCAUGAAUCCAAAGCGUCUUCAUGAAUAAUUUGAACGAUCCUCCCCACUGGAACAUCCAGCCGAACCGAAGGGAGCCUGGCGAUGAGGGCAGCAGGUGGAAUUAUGCGUUGCUGGUGCCCAUGCUGGGGCUGGCAGCCUUUCGUUGGAUCUGGACCAGAGAGUGUCAGAAAGAAAUAGAAAAAGAAAAAAAAGAGUAUUAUAAGAAACAGUCAUCUUUACAGAGGGAUCUGGAAGCCAAAUACCGGGAUAUAAUCACAGAAAAUCGACGCACAGUUGCUCACUUGGAACUGGAGCUUGAAAAGGAGCGCAACAGAACCCUGAGUUACCGUGAAGCACUGGUGUCCCAGAGCCGCAAACUUGUAGAAGAGAGAAGACUCCUAGAGCAAGAACAGGAGAAGCUAGAGCGAGAAAAACAGGUCCUCUUGCGCUCGGGAGCUGCAGGGAACUUGUACCAGAGUUACCUGGCAAAGGAAGAAGAGUGGCAAAAAAGAGCCAAUAUUCUACUGAAAGAGUUAGAAGAUGGACUUAAAGAAAGACAGGAAAUCUACUGCAGUCUUGUGGUGCCAAGAAACCAGAGACUAGAAAUAGAGAAAAAUCUGCUAGUUAAAGCAGCAACGGAUCCUGUUGCUGUGGCUCUACAAGUAGAGAGUGGCUUGAAAGAUAUUUUCAAACAUGAUAACUACUGUGGCAAUCUGCUGAACAGAAACAAAAGCCAAAAUGGAAGACUUAUGUGGCUAUAUCUCAAAUAUUGGGAACUAGCCAUUGAAGUACAGAAGUUCCAGAAGGUAGAAAAGGCCAUGUUAGGAAAAUGAUAGGUAGCAGAAGUCAUGAUCCACCAUGUGAUCCACCAUGGAUAAU
Messenger RNA from Tinamus guttatus (white-throated tinamou), 875 nucleotides. The record is from RefSeq and is a predicted model, not a curated record. Lineage: Eukaryota; Metazoa; Chordata; Aves; Tinamiformes; Tinamidae.